Molecule: messenger RNA, 2753 nt
Organism: Thalassophryne amazonica
Lineage: Eukaryota; Metazoa; Chordata; Actinopteri; Batrachoidiformes; Batrachoididae
Gene: dhx15
Product: DEAH (Asp-Glu-Ala-His) box helicase 15
Exons: 14
Coding region: 1-2280 (759 amino acids)
Cellular component (GO): spliceosomal complex; intracellular anatomical structure
Molecular function (GO): RNA binding; RNA helicase activity; ATP binding
Source: RefSeq, a predicted model, not a curated record
AUGUCCAAACGACAUCGUUUAGAUUUAGGCGACGACUAUACGUCGGCUAAAAAGAGAUCGUCCUAUGAUGGGCGUGACCGGGACAGAGAUCGCGAUGAACGGUCGAGGGACAGGGAACGUGAGCGGGAUAGAGACCGUGACAGAGAGAGGGAUACAAAGUCGUCUUCUGGCUUGUCCGUCAACCCUGUUGCAGGCGCAGGAGGCCUUCCAAAGAUAACUCACAUCCAGCAACAGAUCAGCCCAUUCACCAACCUUCCUCACACACCGCGCUACUAUGAGAUCCUUAAUAAGCGCCUGCAACUGCCUGUCUGGGAGUACAGGGAGAGCUUCACUGAGAUCCUCAUGCGUUGCCAGUCUUUUGUGCUGGUUGGAGAGACAGGAUCUGGAAAGACUACACAGAUACCUCAGUGGUGCGUGGACAUGGUACGGGCAUUGCCGGGACCGAAGCGAGCGGUGGCGUGCACCCAGCCCAGGAGGGUGGCAGCUAUGAGUGUUGCUCAAAGGGUGGCUGAUGAGAUGGAUGUCAUGUUGGGCCAAGAGGUGGGCUACUCCAUCCGGUUUGAGGACUGCAGCUCCGCCAAGACUGUACUCAAGUACAUGACAGACGGGAUGUUGUUGCGGGAAGCUAUGAAUGAUCCCUUACUGGAGCAUUACGGUGUCAUUAUCCUGGACGAGGCUCAUGAGCGCACGCUAGCCACCGACAUUCUCAUGGGUGUCCUCAAGGAGGUGGUCCGCCAGAGGCCUGACCUCAAGGUUAUUGUCAUGAGUGCCACCCUUGAUGCUGGGAAGUUCCAGGUGUACUUUGACAGCUGUCCGCUGCUAACCAUCCCCGGACGUACUCACCCAGUGGAGAUAUUUUACACACCAGAGCCGGAGAGGGACUACCUGGAAGCAGCCAUCCGUACUGUAAUCCAAAUCCACAUGUGUGAGGAGGAUGAAGGGGACGUUCUGCUUUUUCUCACUGGACAAGAGGAAAUUGAUGAGGCCUGCAAGCGAAUCAAGAGAGAGGUCGAUGAUCUCGGGCCUGAAGUUGGUGAUAUCAAAAUCAUCCCGCUGUACUCCACACUGCCGCCACAACAACAGCAAAGGAUCUUCGAGCCGCCGCCGCCCAAUAAACCAAACGGUGCCAUCGGAAGGAAGGUGGUGGUGUCGACAAACAUCGCAGAGACAUCCCUGACCAUCGACGGCGUGGUGUUUGUAAUCGAUCCUGGAUUUGCUAAGCAAAAGGUGUAUAAUCCACGAAUCAGAGUGGAAUCACUUUUAGUGACGGCCAUCAGCAAAGCAUCUGCCCAGCAGAGGGCAGGCCGUGCUGGACGCACACGCCCUGGGAAGUGCUUCCGGCUUUACACCGAGAAGGCUUAUAAGACAGAAAUGCAGGACAACACGUAUCCAGAGAUCCUGAGGUCCAACCUGGGCUCAGUGGUGCUGCAGCUGAAGAAACUGGGGAUUGACGACCUGGUACACUUUGACUUCAUGGACCCACCAGCUCCAGAGACACUGAUGCGGGCGCUGGAGUUGCUGAACUACCUGGCGGCGCUGAACGACGACGGUGAUCUGACAGAGCUGGGAUCAAUGAUGGCGGAGUUUCCGUUGGACCCCCAGCUGGCCAAGAUGGUCAUCGCCAGCUGUGAAUUCAACUGUUCAAACGAGGUCCUCUCCAUCACGGCCAUGCUGUCAGUCCCACAGUGCUUCGUCAGACCCACCGAGGCCAAGAAGACGGCGGACGAGUCCAAGAUGUGCUUCGCCCACAUCGACGGAGACCAUCUGACGCUGCUAAACGUCUACCACGCCUUUAAACAAAAUCACGAGUCCGUGCAGUGGUGCUACGACAACUUCGUCAACUACCGCUCGCUGAUGUCGGCAGACAAUGUGCGCCAGCAGCUGUCCCGGAUCAUGGACCGCUUCAGCCUGCCACGGCGCAGCACCGAGUUCAGCAGCAGGGACUACUACCUGAACAUCCGCAAAGCGCUGGUCACCGGCUUCUUCAUGCAGGUGGCUCACCUGGAGCGCACAGGUCACUACCUGACGGUGAAGGACAACCAAGUCGUACAGCUGCACCCCUCCACUGUGCUGGACCACAAGCCUGAGUGGGUGCUCUACAACGAGUUUGUGCUAACCACCAAGAAUUACAUUCGCACGUGCACAGACGUCAAACCGGAGUGGCUGGUGAAAAUUGCCCCCCAGUACUACGAGAUGAGUAACUUCCCCCAGUGUGAAGCCAAGAGACAGUUGGAGCGCAUCAUCGCCAAACUCUCAUCCAAGGAAUACACUCAGUACUAAAUCCAUCUGUGUGUGCGCUGUGACAGUGUCUCCAGUAUGUGAACACAGUCGGCGCUCAGCUCAUCUUUUUUGGAAUUGGGUUUUGUCUCUCUGUGUCACGUCGCUUUUCAUAAUGACUGAAUAUGCUCUGUUACUGGGUUUAUUUUUUUAUGAAGCUAGGAGCGUUAAGCACUACUGGAAUUAGACUGUAAAUGAGUUUAGCCCGAACAUGAUAUCUGAAGUUUAAUUUCAACAUUCCGCUUAAAGACAUCCAUAAUUGCAGGUACCAGCUUGUAAGUGUUGUUGAAAGGCGCUCGUCAUUGGAGCGAAGGUUUUUUUGCUCUUCUACUGUGUUUUGAUGCAGGCGUAAUGUUCUCUUGUCACGGAGGCGCUAACGAGGCAGUCUGGUCACAUUUCCUGGUAACUGUUAAACGGAAAUAAAAAUGUUUGUAAUAAAGUUUGUUUUUUGUUUUUUUCCUCCCUCCGCUGUCGUC